AUGCCAGCCUCGUCACCCCUCAAAGUCGGCGUAAUUGGUCCUGCAGGCUUCGGAGGCUCAUACCUCGCCGUCGAACUCCUCAAUCGAGGCCAUACUGUGAUUGGGAUUUCGCGCAACCCAUCCAAGCUGGGUAAACAUGAGCGUUACAUUCCUCGCUCUGUGGACAUAGACAAUGCACCGAUUGAAGAGAUAGCAGAGACAUACAAGGGAAUUGAUGUGUUGGUGUGUGAAUUUGGGCCACAUACAGCAGGCGUGGGGGCGCUGCUUUAUAUGCCCUUCCUAGAAGCGGUCCGCAAAAUAAUCCUAGCAUACAAGCUCCAGCCCGCGCGCUACUUUCUCUUCGUCGGCGGUGCCGGCUCGCUCCACAUCCCCGGCACCACGCUCCCCUGCGUCGACCACCCCGACUUCUUCCUCGCAUACCGCCGCACAAUCUCCACCUCGCUCGCACACAUUGCGUACAUGGAAGAGCGGCUGGGCAUCCUCGGAACUAGUCUACGGCGGUACCGCACCGCGCGCCUGGCUUCGCCCAAGAGCGCAGAAGACGCCGCUGUCAUCGCAGAGUACGAGAAGCAGAUUCGGCAAAAGGACACAGCGAGCGACUUUAUCAAGGCGGGACGCACUGCGUACAUGUUUUUUGAGGACAGGACGUCGUUUGAGUGGAGUUUUGUGUCGCCGCCGGCCUUGUAUCGGCCUGGCAAGCGGGUUGGCAAGUACGAGAUUAGUGUGGAUGAGAUGGUGUUGGUGGGGGAGCAGAAGGAAGGCGACGAUAUGUUUGAGGGUAGGCUGACGGGCAUUAGUGUGGCAGAUAUGGCGAUUGCCAUUGCGGACGAGGUCGAGGCGAGGAACUUGGUGUGGAAGCAUUGGUCGGCGUGGGGUGAUAUCAGUGAGGAUGUACCUGCACCGGCAUAUGCGUCGUUGGAAAGUGUGGAGGGGGGCAGCAAAUAG
Molecule: messenger RNA, 945 nt
Organism: Exserohilum turcica Et28A
Lineage: Eukaryota; Fungi; Ascomycota; Dothideomycetes; Pleosporales; Pleosporaceae
Exons: 2
Coding region: 1-945 (314 amino acids)
Source: RefSeq, a predicted model, not a curated record